Molecule: messenger RNA, 1058 nt
Organism: Bufo bufo (common toad)
Lineage: Eukaryota; Metazoa; Chordata; Amphibia; Anura; Bufonidae
Gene: SELENOF
Product: selenoprotein F
Exons: 5
Cellular component (GO): endoplasmic reticulum lumen
Molecular function (GO): oxidoreductase activity
Source: RefSeq, a predicted model, not a curated record
ACGGCUGUCUUCACUCCUAUAGCUUCUCAGGCACUUAUAAGGACAGCUCAGGGGUCCUUCCAGUCAGUACCGGCUAGCAAGAUGGUGGCGGAGAGGUUACUGCUGUGUGUGGUCGCCGCUCUGCAGGCGAUAUCCGCCUACGGAGCUGAGCUGUCCUCGGAGGCGUGCAGAGAUCUUGGCUUGUCAAGUAACUUAUUGUGCAGCUCGUGUGAUCUUCUCGGACCCUUUGGGCUGAAUGAGAUUGAGCCCCUGUGUAGACAGUGCUGCCAGCAGGAGGCACGCCUGGAAUUAAGAAAAAUGUACCCAGGGGCCAUUCUUGAGGUCUGUGGAUGAAAACUGGGGAGGUUCCCUCAAGUCCAGGCUUUUGUCAGGAGUGACAAGCCCAAGCUUUUCAGGGGCCUGCAGAUCAAGUAUGUGCGUGGCUCUGACCCUGUACUGAAGCUUCUGGAUGACAACGGGAACAUCUCUGAAGAACUGAGCAUCACCAAAUGGAACACGGACAGCGUUGAAGAAUUCCUGAGCGAGAAACUGCACCGUUUAUAACUUGUUAUACAUAUCACAAACCCGCUCCCUAUCGAAUCAGACCCCCUCUUUAGCUUUAUGCUGGGUGUCCUCUGUACAUCAGCCCUGCUUUACUACUUUUAUACUGUAAGAAAUCUGAGACUGAACCCCAGUGACUGUUCUCAUGAACAUCCAGGCAGACCAGGCUGUGUAGAUUACAGUAGUUGUGUAAUGGACGCAAUGUAGUAAGAUAUAGAUGCGGUUUGGGCCCUGGUCAUUCCUUGUAUUUGUGUGGUUCGCCACAAAAAUAGUAUUAAAGGGGAUGUCCAGAAUUUUGUCAUUCAUAGCCUAUGUUCAGCAUAGACCAGAGCGGUGGGGGUCCUGUGUUCUGCACCACUGCUGAUCAUUUAUUAAGGCCUUACGCACAUGGCCAUUGUUCGGCCAUUCUGUGCACUGGCACCAUUCCUGCAGCUGCCGCGACUGAUCCAGACCAGUCCAUGAUCCGUCUGACCGCAAAAAAAAGUUCUAUUCCAAUAUUUGUUUUUUUUGGUGCAGAA